AGCCGUUUUAUGUCUCUGUGUUGAGCCAUUUCCUCGAACUUGUUCGGUAUAGUAACAAUAAUUCAUAAUCUGAUUGUUGACGAAAAUCACAAAAGUAUUUGCUUUCAACGAAAGUCAAUUGGUUUGCUCAAAUAUUCAAUAUCGAAAAUAUACAUAAAUUAGUUUGUAAUACCAAAUUGGAGCAUUCCAUUAUCAGCCCACAUGAAUCGCACAGAGCUCGAUUACUAUGCCGUAUUAAAUGUGCCUCACGAUGCGCCCAAGGAGAGUAUAACGUUGGCGUAUCGCAAAUUGGCCAUACAGCUGUGUCCCCAUCGCGAUCCAAAGUAUGAACGGGACUUCGUUCCUCUUUUGGGACCAACACAUAUGGAACCGUUGUCAACUAAUCGCCAAUGGGAAUAUAUUAACAUGGCCUAUGAUGUUUUAGGUAACGAUUUGUAUCGAGCCAUCUACGAUCGUUUCGGUGAGGCUGGACUUUUUCAAGGCAUUCAGUUGCCUAACGGUUACUUUCCGCCUUAUCAAUAUCAUGGUGAUCAUAUGAAAGUAUAUCAUGACGUUUUUGGCAGCUACUCGCCUUACGCAAAUAUCAUCGACAUCGUUACAAACCCACCUUUGCUCUAUUCUACAUUGGAACAUGGCAUUGGAGUGCGUAAGAAAGACCCACCGGUAGAGAAAAUUAUUUAUCUGGAGUUAGAAGAAGUAUUCAAAGGUUGUACGAAAUUAAUGCACGUCUGGAGGCAAGAGUUCAUUGACACGAAAGAAACACGCACAGAGAAACGAAAGAAAACUCUUAAACUCAAGAUACUACCAGGCACCACCCAAGGUACACGAUUUUGCUUUAAGGAGGAAGGUGACCGCAGUCCCACGAAAAUACCAGCAGAUAUUAUAUUUAUAACAGCUGAUAAGCCACAUCAUCUAUUCGAGCGCAGUCACCAUCAUGAUUUAGUCUAUACCCAUAACAUAAGUUUAAGGGACGCGCUUGUCGGAUUUAGCUUCACAAUUAAAACAUUAGAUAAGCGUGCUCUGAAAAUAAACGUUUCCGAUGUGGUAUACCCUGGCUAUAUGAAAAUUAUGCCAAAGGAGGGUCUACCAGUUUGUGAAAAUUUACCUAUUGCUCCUGAUAUGAGACCCGCUGGAUUGAAGAAGAAGAAGUUCGGCGAUCUAAUUAUAAAAUUUCAAGUUGAAUAUCCGAGAAUUAUGACACAUAAAAUGCGGAAUAUAACUAAGGAAUUCUUCGAUGAAUUGGAAGAUUUGGAAGAAGAAGCUGAAGAUGCUCCACACCCUAUUCACACACUUAUGAAAAAGAGAGGAGGAAGAGGCAAACUCUAAGCUGAGAGGCCGGGAGUAACUACUUAUACGAGAAAUACGCGAACAUAAC
This is a messenger RNA of Bactrocera dorsalis (oriental fruit fly), 1375 nucleotides long. RefSeq names its product dnaJ homolog subfamily B member 13. NCBI's taxonomy places the organism in Eukaryota, Metazoa, Arthropoda, Insecta, Diptera, Tephritidae. Bases 202 to 1326 code for a protein of 374 amino acids. The record is from RefSeq and is a predicted model, not a curated record. Gene Ontology annotation, molecular function: protein-folding chaperone binding. Gene Ontology annotation, cellular component: cytosol. The transcript has 4 exons.